GGUCUUGGCCCAAAGCUUCUAGAAGAAGUCCCUUUCCAAGACCCAAACCACCAAACAGAAGCAAUCCUGGAAUUGCCUUCAGGCCUUCGCAAUUGAACCACCCCUUCGCAGCAUUCACUCCCACAAAUAUCAGCUCGUCAGGAUUUUAGCUAACCCAGCUUGGUCUUCCUUACUGACCGUAACAUUUUGGCAGCGCCAAUGGCUUCUUCAGCGGUCUUUAUGCAGGCGGCUUCUGCUAGGAACUUGUCGGUAGGUGUGGGGGUGGGGCAAGCUUGCGCAGCAGGGACCCGCGCACACGCUCAGGCCAGCAGCCAUCUAGCACCAGUGUUGCAGCUUAGCGGCAAUUCUGAAGCCCACCGCUUCACCCGUGUUGCGUCAAUUGUUCGCACCUCACACAGAGAAACGAGCUCGGCAGCUCGUCAUUUGGUUGAUCCGCGCAGGGCUUCCGAUGCUGCAGCUGCUUUUGCUGGAGGGGACUAUCAAAGGAGAAGGCUCCGGGGGACAACAUCCACAAAGUCGUCCUUCCUAGGGAGUGCUUCCGCGCUCGCAGAGCAGUCUGCUUCUGAUUCCUCAAGCGGGGCCGCUGGGCGGGGCGGCGCGCUGACAGCAGAGGCCAACUUGUUUGCGCGCAUCUACAGGAUUUUCGUCUCCACAGUGACGGGGGCGGUCAAGUCGCAGGAGGACCCGGCCAAGCUGCUGGACCAGGCGGUGAUUGACAUGGAGGACGACCUGGGCAAGGUGAAGCAGGCUACCGCGGCCGUGGUGGGGGCGCAGCGCCAGCUGGAGCAAAAGUACAACGGCGCCAGCCAGGUUGCGCGUAUGUGGUACGACCGCGCGCGGCUGGCGUUGGCCAAGGGCGAGGAGGACCUGGCGCGGCGCGCGCUGGAGAUGCGCAAGAUCGAGGACGACAAGGCACGGGCCUUCAAGGACCAGCUGGACAAGCAGAGCGCAAUUGCGACCAAGCUGGUGGCCAACACGAAGCUGCUGGAGGGCAAGAUCAAGGAGGCGCAGUCCAAGAAGGACUCCCUCAAGUACCGGGCCGAGGCCGCCAAGGCCACACAGUCGAUCCAGGAGAUGCUGGGCCAGAUCGACACGAGCAAGGCCAUCUACGCGUUCGGCAAGCUGGAGGAGGACGUGCUGCGCGCGGAGGCCAAGGCGGAUGCGCUGUCCGAUCUAGUUACCAGCGACAUGGACGCCAAGUUCGCUGCGCUCGAGUCCGAUUCCGCCGUCGAAGAUGACCUGCAGCAGCUGCGGGACGAGAUGCGGGGCGCGCGCGCGCUGCCGGCCCCAAAGGCCGCGGAAACGGGGGGGAAGAGUGUGUUCUGGAAGGAGUACGUGGACCCCCGGGUGGAGCGGGAGCUGGCCGAGCUGAGGGGUCAGAUGACCGCGCAAUGACACAAGGGCCACGGCCGGGGUUGGGGUGUGGGCUUUUGAGCAGCCUGGCCUUUGUUUGUUUCAUAAUGUAGGUUAGCUAUAGCUGUCCAACAACGGACAAGGUGGAACUGGGGUUCCUCUUUGUUGUAAGCAGUAUAGCAGCUCUGCGGCCAUGCCGGCCUGGCCAGAGCCGCUUAUCUGCGGUGCUCCGACCAGCUGGCGGGGGGCCUCCGCUGAUGUAGGCUUUGGACUGCGCGACCUUUAGUACUCAUAAGGCUACUAGAUUAUAUGAUGGCUCGUUUGUGUACAUAUAUAUGCGCAUGGUCAUGUGACCAUGCGCCAAGCCAGUCCUUAUAGUCGGUGAUACCCAAACGUUUUCUUUGUUUGUUCGAGCUGGAGGCCGCUCCUUUGUUGUUGGUCUCUUCAUUGCCAUAUUGUAGGGCUACAGAAGGUGUAGAUAUGAUUUCGGGAUGAUUUCCUGCUCUCGGAUUGAUUCAACGACUUCGCGCCGGCGACCGCGCUG
Messenger RNA from Klebsormidium nitens, 1897 nucleotides. Lineage: Eukaryota; Viridiplantae; Streptophyta; Klebsormidiophyceae; Klebsormidiales; Klebsormidiaceae. The record is from the annotation of a GenBank genome assembly.